Messenger RNA from Drosophila bipectinata, 3018 nucleotides. RefSeq lists its product as uncharacterized. Lineage: Eukaryota; Metazoa; Arthropoda; Insecta; Diptera; Drosophilidae. The record is from RefSeq and is a predicted model, not a curated record.
CAACUUCAAUAACAUCCGAUUCUUUGUACACACCGGUUUUAUUUAGACUCCGGUAUUAUUUCCGGUAUAAUAUUUUUUAAUAAAUUGGUAUUUGUUUUAGCCAAAUCGUAGACAGUAAAGUAAAUUCCAGAAUAGAUAUAAGAGAUUGGCAGCCAGAAAUCUGAGAGCGGGCGCCAUGGUGCAGACGUACUUCUUCGACGCCAUCCUGGUGACCUCCAGCUUGCCAUUGCCACGCCUCACAGCGACGAGUGUGACGGCGGGCGGAAACCACGUCUACUCCAUUCGGGUGUUCAAUGACUUCGAGGAGUUGCCCAUGGAACGACUGUUCGUGGAGGAGUUCCCGCCGUAUCCGCUGGUCCAGUUCACGGCCAGUCCCUGCGAUCUGAUCGGCUCCCUGACCACCAGGGGCGUUUGUGUGGGCCUGAAACAGAACGACGAGAUGUUGGGCAUGGGCAAUUUCAAGGUGGGAGCUGGAAUCCUGCGCCAGCUCACAGAACCCUCUUUCCUUGUUACCCAAAGCGUCAUGGUGGAUUUGGUCAUGGACAAGAAGGUGGUGGGCGUGGUGGAGCUUAUUAUAAAGCUGUCCAGCUCGGAUCCAGAUAUAAAUCACGGUCUUCUGCCGUUUGGCUGCUAUGAUGUGUGCCGUCCAGUGGAGAAAUCCAUCAACAAAAAGGACAUUAUCUUUACUCUGGGUCGAUCGGAGAAGUGUGCCACCAAUACUUGUAUUACGGACGAGCGCCUGAUGUCCCAUGCCGGUGCGCCUUUCCAGUGCCCCCAUGUCCAGGCAAAGGGCAAGGAUACUGAGGGCGGUGGUGGUGGUGCUGGCCAAAGUUGUGGUUGCUAUGUGGCAGGAAUGCAGUUGCCCAAAGAUGUAAACACGGAGAAGAAGAGGGAAAAGGCCACCCUGAGGAAACUGAUCGACGAACUGAAUCUGGACAAAAUCAAGGUACCCACUCCCCCAUGCAGCCACCAGCAGUCCCGCCAGUGGCACUGCAAAUGCUCCCAGCCACCAGAGUCCACCAGCACUGACACUUCGUCCUCUGAUCCUGGCCCUCUGUCUAAAAGGGCGGCCAGGAAGCGAAAGGCUUUGUCCUUGACGGCAUCCAGGGAGCAGCAGACUCGCAGAAAGAUCCUCGGCAAGUGUCCAGCAAGUCAGCCGAAUUUGUUAAGCGUACCGUACAAGCCACCGACCCUUUGCCAGCUCUGUCAGUCUGACAUUAGCUGGCUGCCCAAAGUCUCAGCCUGCCCCUAUUGUGGCUACAAGAACUUCGAUGACAUUCCGCCCAGUGAGGAAGAGUACGAUCUUACUGCCACGGCCCAGCAGCUGCUGAGGGACUGUCUUCGCAAGGAAAAAUGCAAAAACAGUUCCAGCGAAGAGGAUAAGGACGAUCUGGUUGCUGCUAGGCAACUGGGAAAUCAAGAAGAUCCCAAUCUGCCGAAAACCUGUGGCUGCAUGGGUGGGAAGCCAUGCACCCGAUGUCGCAUCCGCAAGCUCUGUGACAACUUUUUCAAGGAAGGCGAGUGCAAGGCCCAGAUCCUUCCUCAGGCCCAAGCCCAGGCAUCUCCGGUCACCAAAGUUGAAAUGGUGCCGAAGAAAACCCCCUCGACGACCUCCCAGCGACAACAGCAACUUAUAUCCAUCUUCACGGAAAUGCGGAACAUGUACAGCAGAAAGAAAGGAGCCUCCGAGGAGGAGGCUCAGGCGGAAAAACAGAAAAAGGAGUGCGAUGCCGCAUGCUACAACACCAAGUCGGCCAAGGCUCGGAGGAAAGCCAGGAGGUCCUUGGCUAAAGCCCUCAAGGAAAUCGACCUGGCCUAUCCCAAACCACCCAAGAUGAGUAGCAGAAAAAAGAAACAUCGCCCCCGUUCCAAAUACUACACCUUCCUGAAGUCUAAACCCCGUGCUCCCAAGCCCCGGAUAGGUCAUGUGGACUGCAUUACGGACAGCAGCUAUACCGGCUACUGCAAAGUGCCCUGCAACAUGGGCUGGAUGUGGACCAAGUGCGAAAUGGCUCGCUACAAGUCCUGGCGGCCCGGUGCCAUUUCCAAGCCCAUCCGCCAGAUGAUGGCCUACUUCCUCAAGGACUAUCCCUUGGAUAACUUGUGCCUAUCGCGCUAUCACUAUCGGCGCCGCAGGUGCGAGCCCAAGGAUCCAGAGGAGGAGCUCGUGCAGCACCCCACUCUCCAUAUUAGCCGCAAAGGCGAUGAGUACAUCAUUACCUUGCGUCCUCUAAAGGACCCCAGAUCGCUGGCCGUCAGUGCUAACCCGUACGCUAAUAUGAAGCCAGUGGUGUUCCGGAUUACCAAAGACCCCAUGGCAGCGGCCCUGCGGGAGAUGAAAGUGUCGCUGCAGGAGAAGGGAUUUGCCCCCUGCAGCUGUGGACGUCCGGUGGCCAGCUGCUUCUGUCGGUCUCAUAUCGACAAGAAGAGGAUUCAGUAUGAACUGGAGAAGCUGUGCCAACAACGAGGAUGGCAGGAUAACUCGGAUACAUUCGUCUACUCCACCAAUAGUGACGACGAUGAGAGUGAAAACGAGUACGAGUUUGGGGUUACUCCGCCGGCUGGCGUCAUCAAGCCCGAACGUAAUUGCAGGCCAGACAGAGCCCACGCAGAAACCCAGUACAUGGACACGGACUGGGCUGCACCCAAUAUGUUCCCCCAUCCGGCCAGCAUGCUCGUCCAGUUCGACAGCUGUGCCAUGGGAGAGCGCAAGAACUUCUUCCCCUGGCUCUUUGGGAAGGGAAACAUUCAUGCCCCGCCCAAGAAGCCCAAGAUGAGGAACAAGCCAAAGAAGAAGGAAAGAAUACCUUUGGGAGGCCACAGAGCUAAAGGUGGUUUUGUAGACCCCCAAUACUUCAACAACCCUACGCCUCUUAACAGGCCUUGGCACAAAUCGAACUAUCCAGAAAAUGUGAAAAUGUACUAAAUAUCAGAUGUAGUUUGUUCCAACUACGUUUCUAAAUUUAAUCUGACCGCUGGCCUGGCGCUUAGCUCUUAAAAUAAAAUUAUAGAAGCUUC